ACUUGGAAACAAUCAUGAGGUUCAAACUACAUAUCGUUUAAAAUGAAAUUUAAACCAUUUAAUAUGUUGUUGACAACAAUUAAACAAAAGAUUAACCCAACAAAUUAAAGAAAAAGACGUGGAAGGCAUUAAACUAUCCUCGAGUGUGAGCUUCACCACAUAAGCAUAAAAAAAGAGCAUCUCCUUAGAUUUGCUUCCUUCUCUCCUCCAGAUUCCUCUCGAGCGUAAACCCUAGCUUCCAUCUCCAAAAUGUUCAGAUCCGUCAUCGUCCGUUCCUCUUCAUCGGCGAAGCAAUCGCUUCUCCGCCGCAGCUUCUCCUCCUCCGUCCCCGAGCGCAAAGUCGCCAUCCUCGGCGCCGCCGGUGGAAUCGGGCAGCCUCUGGCUCUCCUCAUGAAGCUCAACCCCCUCGUCUCUAGCCUCUCUCUAUUCGAUAUCGCAAACACCCCUGGAGUCGCCGCUGAUGUCGGUCACAUCAACACCAGAUCUGAGGUGGUUGGAUACAUGGGAGAUGAUGAAUUGGCAAAAGCUCUUGAAGGAGCUGACCUCGUUAUCAUCCCUGCUGGUGUCCCCAGGAAGCCUGGUAUGACCCGUGAUGAUCUUUUCAACAUCAACGCUGGUAUUGUCAAGAACCUUUGCUCUGCCAUCGCCAAGUACUGCCCUCAUGCACUUGUUAACAUGAUCAGCAACCCAGUGAACUCCACUGUUCCAAUUGCAGCUGAGAUAUUCAAGAAGGCUGGUAUGUACGAUGAGAAGAAGUUGUUUGGUGUCACCACUCUUGACGUUGUUAGGGCCAAGACUUUCUACGCUGGAAAGGCUAAUGUCCCUGUUGCUGAAGUUAAUGUUCCGGUGAUUGGUGGUCAUGCUGGGGUUACAAUUCUCCCACUCUUCUCUCAGGCCACUCCUCAGGCCAACUUGUCUAAUGAUGUACUCACCGCUCUCACCAAGCGUACCCAAGAUGGAGGUACCGAAGUCGUGGAGGCUAAAGCAGGAAAAGGUUCAGCUACAUUGUCAAUGGCCUAUGCUGGAGCUCUAUUCGCUGAUGCAUGCUUGAAAGGACUCAACGGAGUUCCAGACGUUGUGGAAUGCUCAUACGUGCAGUCCACCAUCACUGAGCUUCCUUUCUUUGCCUCAAAGGUGAGGUUGGGGAAGAACGGUGUGGAGGAGGUUCUUGAUUUGGGGCCACUCUCAGACUUUGAGAAACAAGGGUUGGAAGCACUGAAGCCAGAACUCAAGUCUUCCAUCGAGAAGGGUGUUAAGUUUGCCAACCAAUGAGUUAAAUCGAUUUGAGUCGGGUUAUUUUUCCAAUUUUCCGGUUAUAUUCUCGCCCUUCAUUGGGUUGCAUCAAUAAAAUUCAUGUGUUGAGGCUUUUUGGGUUCUUUCCCAAAACACAUAGAUGAAAACUGUAACAUGUUAGCAUGUAAGGUUUCUUUCUUUUGUAACAAUGAUUAUUUCUGUCAUAAUCAGUUCAAAAGUCUGCUUGAUUCUUCUUA
Brassica rapa (field mustard) is the source of this 1490-nucleotide messenger RNA. Its product is annotated as malate dehydrogenase 1, mitochondrial. Gene Ontology annotation, molecular function: L-malate dehydrogenase (NAD+) activity. The record is from RefSeq and is a predicted model, not a curated record. Lineage: Eukaryota; Viridiplantae; Streptophyta; Magnoliopsida; Brassicales; Brassicaceae. Gene Ontology annotation, cellular component: mitochondrion; cytoplasm. Gene Ontology annotation, biological process: malate metabolic process; tricarboxylic acid cycle.